AUGGAAUUUUUCCUUCGCGGCCUUGGCUUCCUCAACGAUGCGUACGACCUCUCGGUCAUCAACAUCAUCAACGUCAUCUUGGAGCACCAGUACGGCAAGACCGUCUUUGACUCCAACAUGAAGUCGAGCGUCUCGACGUCGGCGCUCAUCGGCGCUGUCCUCGGCCAGCUCGUCUUUGGUGUUCUCGGUGACAUUUACGGCCGCAAGAACUGCAUGGUGGCCACGUGCGCGCUCCUCAUCAUUGGCGGUAUCCUCUGUGCGGCGGCCUACGGCGGCUCGGACCUCGGCACGCUCUGGUUCCUCGUCGUCGCCCGUGGCAUCCUCGGUUUCGGUAUCGGCGGCGAGUACCCGCUGGCUGCGUCGUCGUCGUCGGAGGAUGCGACGUCGACCGCCGACCGCAACCGCCGCGUCGCGCUCACAUUCUCGCUGCAGGGUGUCGGCUUCCUCAUCGCCGGCAUCAUGGGUCUCAUCAUGGUCAACGUGCUCGACGACACGCCGCAGCAGCUCGAGAUCAUGUGGCGCGUGCUCUUUGGCGUCGGUGUCCUCCCGGCCUUGUUUCUUGUCUACUACCGCAUCACGGCCGAAGAGACGCACGUGUACAAGACGAUGCUCGCGGAAGAAGUGCACAUGACGAAGAUCCGCUGGUCGUUCAUCCUCAAGCACUACGGCAAGAGCCUCCUCGGCACGGCCGGCACGUGGUUCCUCUUCGACAUUGUGUUUUACGCCCAGAACCUCUUUUCGGCCUCGAUUCUGUCG
Saprolegnia parasitica CBS 223.65 is the source of this 756-nucleotide messenger RNA. RefSeq lists its product as hypothetical. NCBI's taxonomy places the organism in Eukaryota, Oomycota, Saprolegniomycetes, Saprolegniales, Saprolegniaceae. The transcript has 2 exons. The record is from RefSeq and is a predicted model, not a curated record. Gene Ontology annotation, cellular component: plasma membrane. The annotation marks the transcript as partial. Gene Ontology annotation, biological process: carboxylic acid transport; transmembrane transport. Gene Ontology annotation, molecular function: carboxylic acid transmembrane transporter activity.